AUGUCUUUCCACACGACUCAGAAAAGGACGACGACCUACCAGACCGUGAACGUGGCCUCUCCGGAGCCGGUGGCCAGCACGGUGAUCUCCUCCGAGUCGGUAUCCCAAAUGCCGUACGCGAUGAACGGCAACUAUGAGACGAUGCGGUACCUGGUCCCGGUGCAGCAGGCCGUGCAGCAGCAGUCCUACAUCCCAGUGCAGCAGCAGCAGUCCUACAUCCCGGUGCAGCAGCAGCAGUCCUACUACGUGAUCCAGCAGCCUAACGUCGUGAUGCAGCAGCCCAUGAUGCAGCAGGUGGUGUCCCCGGUGUACCUGCAGAGAAUGUCACACCUGAGCGCCAGCAGCCAGGACUCCGCCGACCAGAUGUACCAUCAUCAGGGCACCAUGGAGAGCAUCAGCAGGAAGUCUUCAGUGUUCAGCCAGUCAUCCAGUCCUAUCAAGAGCCCUGAGCCAAGUGCUGAGGAGGAGGAGGAGGAGGAGGAGGAGGAGGAGGAGGAGGAAGAACAGGUGGAGGUGGAAGAGGUGGAGAUUGUCAACGUCAUACAGCAGAAGCAGCAGCCGCUGAGUGUAGAGAAGAUCUUCAGGAAGGAGGUGAAGACCGAGCUGAGAGAAAUUCCCGAGCCGACCAAGUUGGACACGCGUUACUUUGGUGAGCUGCUGGCCGAUGUCUACCGGAAGAACUGUGACAUCCACUCCUGCAUCUCCGAGCAUGUGUCCAAAAUCCGUGGACAGAAUCACCUGCUGGAUCACAGCAAUGACUACAAGGUGGAUAGAGAGGAGGUGGAGGCUUUGCUUCCCAAAGGAGCCACUGAACUGACCAAACAACAAAUCCGCUACCUGCUGCAAACCCGCCUCACUGCAGAUAAGAGCAUGCGCCUGCUGCUGUCCACCUUCAGCAGUCUGAGAGAGGAGCUCCUCCACAUGUCUGAGGACCUGCGGCGUCUGGAGAGUGACAAGGAGUCUUUGGAGAGAGAUCUGAGUUUCAAAGCAGACCAGGCUCGGCAGUAUGACUGCCUCCUGGAGGCCGUCCGAGAAAACAACAGACAGCUCCAGAUUUCUUUGAAGGAAAGCAGCAGCGCCCAGCGUUCCCUGGAGAGCCAGCUUCUGAGCUCCCGAAGCAGCGACUCGAGCCGCGACUUCAGGAUCAAAGAGAUGGAGGGGAGGAUGAGAGCAGUGGAGAAGGAGAAUGAGAUACUCCGACAGAAGCUGGCAGGUCAGGGCAGCAGCACCAGCCUGCACAUCAAGACGGAAGAGUUGUCACGUCAGUACAAAGAUCAGCUCAACUCUUUGAGAGAAGAAAAAGACCAGGAGAUUCAGAGGCUGCGGAACCAGAUAACAACGAUCAGGACGGAGGUCACCACCGAGAACUCGUCCUCAGACCAGAGCCUCCAGCUGAAAAUCGCAGAGCUGCUCACCACUUUGCAGCAGCGGCAGACCACCAUCACCCGACAGGAGGAGGAGAUCAAGAGGCUGAUGCAGGAGAAGAGUGACAGCUCCAAGAACCAAGUCACCAAGACCAUCAUCACAAAGAGGUACAGGAACCAGUACCCUCUCCUUGGUCUGUUGAGCGACGACUACAAUGCCACCUCGCCCAUCAAAGAAGCCAAGACCAUUGUCAUCGAGAAGUCUGGGGAGAUGUACAAGCAGGAAAUCAUUACAACCCCUUAAAAGACACACUGCUUCUCUCCGACAGGAAUGAUUGAACAUAGAGAAGACCCAGACGUCACCCCCCCUUCCACUCUGCAUGCUCCUCCCCCCCCUCCCCUUCCGCUUCCCUCCCUCAUCCUCAGGGCUCCUAGGCUUGGUGAUGGUUGAAAUUGCCCCCCUCCCCCCUGCCCCAUAUUUGGGAUUGUUUGUUCAAAUCUUUGGUUUGACCAAAUUGGGCUGGUACCUGCUUUAUUUAGGCUUAAUAUGACAAGGAAACAAAUCUAUGCUACAGCCAGUAGGUGGUGCAAUGAAUCAUGACAACUGGGAACUGGUUAAGAUUUGAACAGAAGACAGUUUUGUAAAAAAAAAAAAUCUGAGCUGGGAUGAUUUACUAAUUGGCAAGAACAGCUACUUCCUCUAAUCUGAAUGUUUAAGUUAAAAACAUGUCAGACCACAGUUAACCAAGUAUGUCUCGAACUGGCCGUUGAUUGGCUGCCCUCCAUACUGCCCGCAGUAGUUGAAACUAAAGGUCAUGUGGAAAUGAUAAAAAUACAAAAUGUACAGAGCCCCUGAGGUGACAUGGAGGGGGG
Etheostoma cragini (Arkansas darter) is the source of this 2237-nucleotide messenger RNA. RefSeq names its product POF1B actin binding protein (gene pof1b). The coding region runs from base 1 to 1668 and encodes 555 amino acids. Gene Ontology annotation, biological process: epithelial cell morphogenesis; actin filament organization; bicellular tight junction assembly. Gene Ontology annotation, molecular function: actin filament binding. Gene Ontology annotation, cellular component: adherens junction; bicellular tight junction; actin filament. Lineage: Eukaryota; Metazoa; Chordata; Actinopteri; Perciformes; Percidae. The transcript is spliced from 13 exons. The record is from RefSeq and is a predicted model, not a curated record.